Anneissia japonica is the source of this 7126-nucleotide messenger RNA. RefSeq names its product RNA-binding motif, single-stranded-interacting protein 1-like. Gene Ontology annotation, cellular component: cytosol; ribonucleoprotein complex. Gene Ontology annotation, molecular function: mRNA binding. The transcript is spliced from 11 exons. The record is from RefSeq and is a predicted model, not a curated record. The coding region runs from base 427 to 1533 and encodes 368 amino acids. Lineage: Eukaryota; Metazoa; Echinodermata; Crinoidea; Comatulida; Comatulidae.
AUUCUUCAGAUCUGAUGCUUGCCCAGUUGCCUUGAUUGAAUUGUGUGGCUAUUGGCUAUCUGAAGCUCUCCUACCCAGAUUUCCUGGUAAAAAUCCAAGAGGGGAUCACCAAGCGAGGUCGCCAAAUUCUCCUUCCCAGUUAUUUGUUAACAGUCCACUUGACUUGAGGAAAGUUAGCUCCCAGCUGAGUAGAACACACAUUCUCUUAGAUCUCAUUACCGCAAAAUAACUGUUCUCCAGUCAAGUGUAUCAUCAGGAACAAAUGCAGGCUUGCAACACACACUAAGGUCUCAAUUUACUAGCAGUUGAUGUUCAGAACAGUGCUGUGCUGGUCCUGAGAGGUGGACUUCAUUUUUUUAAAUAACAGGAGCAUAAUUGUAGGUGGCCGUUCAGGGAUAUUAUUCUCUAUUGCUUGUUUGGGAAAAGAUGAAGAAUUUUGAAGCUGGAUUUGUAUACCCACAGCAGCCUACAGCCAUGCCUAAUGGAGUCUGGCUCUAUUCCUUUAAUCCUCAACCACGAAACAUGCCCCCUCCCAGUCCUAGUACCAUUAGCACAGGGUCCGGCUCACAGAACUCUCCGCAGUCCAUGCACGGGGAACAACUUAGUAAAACGAAUCUUUAUAUAAGGGGCCUAUUACCAAACACAACAGAUCAAGAUCUUCACUCUAUGUGCUAUAUAUAUGGGAAAAUUAAUUCCACAAAGGCAAUACUGGAUAAAAACACUAAUCAAUGUAAAGGUUACGGUUUUGUAGAUUUUGAAAAUGGCCCUGCAGCACAGAAGGCAGUUACUGCAUUACAAGCCAAAGGAAUAGCAGCCCAGAUGGCAAAGCAACAAGAACAAGACUUCACAAACUUGUAUAUCACAAACCUUCCUAAGCAUAUGGAUGAAAAGGAGCUAGAAAAAUUGUUAUCACCGUAUGGCCAGGUUAUCAGUACUAGAAUUUUAAGAGACGAACUGAAGCAAAGUCGAGGUAUAGGAUUUGCUAGAAUGGAAUCAAAAGAAAAGUGUGAAGAAAUAAUUAACAUGUUCAAUGGAAAAGUUUUAACCGGACAGACUGAGCCUUUACUAUGUAAAUUUGCUGAUGGUGGCGUAAAGAAGAGGAAAGAAUUCAACAAGCACCCUCCCAAUGCCACUAAUUGGCCGAAGGUAGAAGAGGUUCAGAUGUAUGACCCAGUAGCCUACACUGCAAAUGGCCGAGUUAUGACACCAACACUUAUUCCGAAUCCAUACGGAAACCACCCUGUACCUUACGUCCAUGGCGUGCCGUAUGUACAUUCACAAUAUAUGGUCCAACAACCUGUUCCGAUGACCCAAGCUCUUGACCCCACCGCUAAUCUUCCUCUUCAGCAACAGAGCAUUGUACCAAAUGUCGCACACAUGGGACAGAUACAGCUUGCUGGCACUUAUUUACAAGCUCAAUACCCACACGGCUACUCUCAGGUUCUUCAGCCAUUAACUGUUGAGGAUGCUAGUGGACAGCUACCAGUAGAUGAAGCUCAGCAGUAUUACACAGCUGCCCAGCAAGCCAAGUAAAGAGUAAACAGGUGUGUGGAGCAAAAUAGCAAUGCAGACAAAGUUCAGAGAGGUAUGAGCUUGACAAGAUGGUGAAGGAUCACCUGCACGCUCAUCAAUUAUCUCAUCAUCUUUCACCUUUUUCCUCUUCGAUGACGAUAAUCAAAACAAAACGAAUGCAAUUGUAUUCAAGUGCCGAAGAAAGCCUGUAGCCAAAGCUCCCUGGAUGCCCCAUGGAAGCUCUGUGUUGUAGAAGGAUAGAAUUGUUUUAUUGCUUUUUGUGUGUACCUCCAUUGUAUAUAAUUGUACAAAAAAAAAAAAAUUACAAAUUGGUAACUGUAGUAGAGAAUUGGAUGGGGAUUGGAAGAGUCACUGUUGACAUUUCUGCUUGCUGCGAUUGUCGUAAGAUGUUUAUCUUCCAAGUGUAAGCAGUUAAUAAUAAGUCAAACAAUGGCCCCGAAGAUUAUUACAUUGUAAAUUGUUUACCACAGUGCAUUAUGGGUAAUAAAUGGAAUCCAUUCGGUAUGGUUUAUAAAUAAUUGCUUGAAAAACUUUGUGGGGAUUUUUCAUUAGCUUUCAUGUAAAUUCAGAUCAGUAGUGUCCUAAGUAUUUUGUGGUAGAUAUAUUGAAAAAAAAAAAGGCAACAGUUACCAUUGCUGCUACACCAAGGCCAUAAAACCCGAACUACAAUAGAAUAAGUUCAAAAUUUGCCUUAGCAGAUUUCUAUAUUCCCAGUGGCACAUCUGGAAGGGGUGGGAGGUGCAUGAGGGCGCUAGCACUUUACUCCACAUCAGGCCCACUUCAGCGCCCCUCCCACCCCCCUGCUUACGUUGAAUACUUCUAGGUGUGCCACUGUUUCCCAUAUUAUGUAUUGUGGUAAACAAUCAUUAACUCAAGCAAAGGGUUAAAUGCUAUUGAGUUGUCAAAUGCAUAUAGCGAAAAUCACAAAGAAAGAAAGAAAUUACAAUUUAUCUUUGCAAAGCAUUGUCUUCAAGUAGAUCGUAGAUAUGUACUUUUGUUUGUAAAUUAGAAUCUUUCAGGUUUUAUGUGUAAGUAAUACUUGCUGUCCUGUAGAUUAGAGAUGAUUUUAAAUUGAAUUGGAAUUUCUCACAGCACUCAGCUUUUUCAAAGAUUCAAAGAAUAUGCAGUAAAAAUACUGCAAAAAUUUUUACAUUUUCAGCUGGAGAGAAGGUAAAGAAUGUUGACUGUUAUUUGUUCUUUGGGAGGUGUAUGUUUCAAGAGCACUAACAAACAAAAAAAAAAUGAAUUUAAAGAAUUUGCUAAUCUAAAUGUUAGAUAGGUUUUUAACAAAUUAUUGUAGAAUUGGUCCUAGAAUUUUAAACAGAUGUGAUUUGGCUCGUAAUUUUGUUGGGUGGAAAAUUGUCAAAUGUUAUAUGUUGGUUAGAUUUUAGAGGUUUAAAAAAAAUCCCCACUGGAAUUGCUAUUGCUGUUGUAUGCUGGAUCAGUAAAUGAUUGAUGCUGUGGUAAAAUUAAAUUUUUUAUCAUUCUUAAACCAAAUUUAGCACCUUCUUGAAUCUGAUUGUUAGUGUUUUUAACACCUCUCAAAAAAACUUGUUUUAUAAAUGAAAGAUAGAAGGGAUUUUAAUGUUGUUCUAAAUCUCUGUCAAGACUAUCAAAUUUUCUUUGACAAAAAAACUGUUGUAUGCCCAUAUAUAGUCAUGAUGUGAUGUCAUCAUGUCCAUAUUAGGCAUGUCACAUGUUUUAUCAAAUAUAAUUUGGUAGUGCAAACAGGGCUUUAGAUUCAUAAAUGAUUGAUUUGAUGGGUUUCUAUUUGCUUCAACAUUACUACUGAAUAUACUAGUUAUCAGACGGAUAUUUUUUUCUUUGCAUGUAUUCCAUGUGUUACUGAUAACACUGCCGGAUUCAUAUAUUCGGCUUGAGCAUUUUUAUCUCUGAUGAUGUUACUACCGCAAUUGCAAAUUUCCUUUGCUAGGUUAGUUUCCAAAACUGGCUAUGCUCCACAGGUUUUUUAAAUCCAUGGAUCCACAUCUGAUUAUAACCACUUCUUAGCACAAUUUAUGUUUGGAUACUAUUUGAUAGUAUGCAAAUGCAAAGCACAAAAAUAUGGUGUCCAAAUGUAGUAUAAAAAAUGAUGAUGAUCUACCAUCAAAUUGAUGCACCUAUAUCUUGCCUCGUAAAGAAUGCUUGUCUUGUGCUUCUUCUGUGUAAGUAUAGUGUCAAAAGUGUAUUCCAUGAAACGAGGUGAAAAUUAAAAUAUCGGUGUAACUGGUUAUUUUUACAGGAGGAAUGUUUGGAAGGCAAUAGAGGUGUGAAUAAUGUGUACACUAUACAGGUGCUACACUAUCUAUGCAACAAAUGAAUGGUUGAAAGGUCGUAGUUGAAAGGUUGAAAGUACCAAUCUGAAUCUACAUAUCUUUCGGUGUUACCUCACAGUUAGUGGUAAUUUGAUAUAUGUAUGAACACUAUCAAAAUUUGUUGAAAGGAAACAGAAUGGACAGAAUUUAUCAUUAGGAUUGUUUUUCAUUGAAGAUCUUGUUAAGAGUUUCAUCCUGUCUACCUUUCAUCCUUCAGCUACGAGAAGUAUAAUCGUAAAUCGAUCAAAUGUACGAAUACCUGGCAACCAAAUGACGAUAGGCAAUAUUAUAUAGUUAAUCUAUUUCUCUCUUUGUAAGGAUGAAAGGAAAACAGGUUUGUGAGUGAAUGUAUUGCAAGUUUUAUAAUGACCGGUUGCGAUUUUUAAUCAGGGACUAAACACAUCGACUCUUCUCAACAUUGAGAAAGGGUCUCACAAUAACUACGGGGUUAUAAGAAAUGUAAAUUAAGGUGAAGUUUAAACAAAUAACGAACAAAAUCAUCUGCUAAAAUUCAAUCAAGUGAUUUCGUUCUUUAUUGCAAGUUUUUUUGUUGUAGAUGUUUUGUAGUUUAAUUCAAUAGAUUAGGUUGUAAGUUACAUGUGAAAACCACCUGCUGAAAAUGAUAUGCAAAUUAGAUAUUGAAAUCCAGAGGUGAGCUGAUGGAUGUCAAAAAGUAUAGAAAAAGGUACUUGUUUUGAGCAGGUUGGCAGGUAUGUAGAUAUGAUGAUGAUGAUGAUUUUAUUUCUUUGAUACGUUUCUACUUCAUGUUCUUCCAUUACCAUUGCCUUUAGUUGUGUUGUUUGUCAGUGUUCAACUCCUGGAAAUUUUUUUCCUCUAUCAAAACACAAGGUAUAAAGUGGUACCUGGUGCAGUGUGGGAAGGGGAUUGUGAAUUCGUUGCUGUAAAUUGUGCUGCAAAAGUUAGAAUAGCUUGCAUUUCCGUGUUUAUCUGUGUCGUGUUUUGCAUGUAGUUAAGGUAAAUUAAGGCAAACCUUAGUUUUAGAGCAACACUUUCGUAGCGUAAGGUCAAUCUUGAGUUUGAAUCUUUUUUUUAAAUGUGAAGCUUGAAGGUCUGUAUCGAUGUUAGUUGGAAGUGACGUAUCAAGAAGUUAAAGGUGAUGUUUAAAGAGGAUAAAGUUCAUAAUGAAUAUAUGAACUGUGGCUUGAUUUAGCUUGUUAUGAUGGUUGAGUAUUGAUUUCAGGAAGGUACUUGCUUUGGUUUGCAUCUUUCACGUGAUGACAAUUUUGAUAGAGAGUUUAAGAUGUAUCAGCUUAUUAAUUAUUCAAGUUUCUAGGCAACUGUAUGUUUGUUAUUAUUUUUUUCCAGACAAUACCUAUUUCAAAUAUGUCAAUAAUUCAAAUUUUUUCCAAGAUAUUUCAUACUGAAUUCCAGGGACUCAGUAUUCGAGACAUUACCAAAAACAGAUAAUUUUUUUUCAUUAUUUUGAUUAAGGAUUCAAUAAUAGUAUAAAGAAGUGUUUUUCUAAGGGGGAAAUGUAUUCGUUUAUUUUUUUAUUUAAUGUUUGUGUUAUAUUAUUUCUAGAUGAAUUUAUGUGUAAACAUAAAAAUAACGUUCCAUGUUUGUUUCUGAUUUGCAUAUGCAGACGAUUAAUCAACUUUGUACAAAUUGCAUAACAUAUUCCAAGUUGCAUAACAUUUGAACAUUGCCAAAUUUUGGCAGGUAUUAGUUUGAUAUUUGUUUUGGUUUGUGUAUAAAUUUCUUGUGUGUAGAAUUUAUAUCAAGUCUUUACUCUUGAUCUUUGAUAGUCCUUAAGAUUUAAGAUUUUUUUUUUUUUUUUUUUUUUUUACAAAAUCUGACCAAAUGUUUACAUCAAACUCCUAUACCAUCUACACAUGAUGUAUGAAUAAAACAAAAUUACAGUUACCGUAAAAAUAUUAGUCACCUUUAAUUUAUUCCACUAAUGUAGACUUAUAGUGUAAUGGAGACCCCUCCUAAAACGCUGUAGUUACAUACUUACAUCAAGAUUUGUAUUAUAUUACAUUAGGCCUAUAUAUUGUACUGGAAUACAUAUAAUACCCAGUUAUAUAAUGUGCCUUAUGAAAUUGAUUUUCCAGGGGAAGAUAAAAAAUAAACCCCUCAAUUAGAUUGAGUUUGGAUGUUAAACAUAAUAUUUUUUUUUUUUUCUACUUUUGUUUAAUUUUCCCUUGAUAACGUAUAUUGAACUUGAUCAUUUUAACACUGUAAAGUUUGUGUCAUAGAAAUUAUACAUGAUAAUCCUAUUGGCAGAGUUUGCAUUGCUUGGAGCCUGUACAAUUUGAAUAUUUUUCAGUGCAAUACACAGUUUUAUAUGGAAGAAAGUCUAUCAAAUUAUCAAUGAAAUGGCAGCGUAACAAAAGUUUGUAUAAAGAAAGGAAGGUUUUAAACCAAUGUUUUACUCAAAGUUUUAAUAGAUUUAUUAUAUUUAUUUGAGAUAAUUGCUGCCAUUACUGGCUCAAGGAUAGAAUAUUCUUUGAGUGGUUAAUAGAAUGUAUUUUAAUGGGAAGAAUUUAACUAUAUAAUUGGUAGAUUGGUGGUUUUUGGUUUUUUUUCUAAUGCAGUUGAAAGACCCAGUGGGCUGGAAUAUUUACAAGACCACUUUAGUGCCAACUGAAUUUACUUUAGAUAAAUGAUAUAUGAAUUCAGAAUAUACUGUAGUUUUUUUUAUAAUUUAGAUGUUGGAGAAUAAUUUUAGCUUCCUGGUCGCUGGUAUGCCCCGGCACAGAUCCAUAACAAUCAACUAAAGUUAAAGAGAAUUCAUCAAUUAUUUUCAGUAGGCAAACUGUAAUAUUAAUGAUGUUAGUUUAUGACUCUGGUACAGAUGUUAUAAUAGAAAUGUUAUUUUGUCUCUAGCCCAUAUGCAGUCUCAUUUAAUAGUAGGAUUUUAUAUUGAAAUGGUGUAAUGAGAACUAUUUGAAUCUACCUCACAUUCCGGACUGUUAAACACUCUUUAUUAUUGGUUGAAAGUUCUUUGCUGCAGUCUAGUGGGCCAAUCAUGUUCAUUUUUAGAAAAUAUUAUUUUAUCAUUGUUAUUUUGAUUCAUCACGUGAGAGAUGCGAACACGGUAUGUUGUGAAACAUUGCAAGAAUUGUAAAAAAUUUUAAAAAGAGAAUUGUAGUUAAGAUUUAGGGUUUAAUUGUAGAAAUCAAAAAGAAACAAAAAUACUUGUAGACCAGCUGUCUGUAAUGUGUGUUUCUGAUGCAGAGCAAACCAUCCCUUACAGCUUAUGUUGGUCCAUCACUCCAGAAACUCAUUUUGAUUAAAAAGAAUUUUGAAGAAAA